UGAAAACAAACAUAAUAAACAAAUUAAGGUAGCGCUUACAUAACAGAUUAAUUACUGCACUAUCGGAAAAAUAUUUGUCCGUGUUUUUUUCCAGCCCACACAAAAAUUCCAUUCGAAAAUUCGCUAAAACUCACCCAGCUACAUACGAACGUCAACCUCUUCUAUCGCCAAUCUCCAUUUCCUGCCGGAGCGCGAAAACCCACCAGUUUCAAUUUCAUACCUUUAGAGAGUCCUCCUGGCAUUUCUAACGCGUUACGAUGGCACCAAAGAAGGCUAAGAAGAGCACCGACAACAUCAACUCGCGGCUUGCGCUUGUGAUGAAGUCCGGCAAGGUCACUCUGGGUUAUAAGUCUACCCUCAAGUCCCUCCGAUCCGGCAAGGCCAAGCUCGUCAUCAUUGCCGGCAACACUCCUCCCCUCCGCAAGAGUGAGCUUGAAUACUACUCCAUGCUUUCCAAGACCAGUGUCCACCACUUCUCCGGUAACAACAUCGAGCUUGGAACCGCCUGCGGAAAGCUCUUCAGAUGCUCCACCAUGGCCAUCUUGGAUGCUGGUGACUCCGAUAUCCUCAGUGGCACCACUGCUUAAGUGAAAACAUUUCGUAUGGAUGACGGGAUGCUUUUUCUGUGAGGCAGGUGGGAGGGUGCUGCUGCCACCGCCAUUGCAUUUGGAAUGGAAUGGAAGGGCGGCAGGUGCCUUGUUGGGCCUUGCUUGUUGGAGAUAAAUAGCGGACUCUUUAGUUUCCCUCUACCUCCUAGCUGGAGCCUGUGUAUGUACUGUACCGUACCUGAGCCACUAGCCUGGAAAUGAAACUGGACAUGAGAAAAUGGAAACACAACAAAAUAAACGUGACGUCGACAAAUGCAGAGCCAAAAACAUAAUGGUGAAGCCAAAAUCCAAUUUAUCCGGAGAGACGCAGAACUGCUGCUUGUUAAUGAUUCAUCUCACUUUGUUCCAUCUCCUGAAGCCCGAUUGGAAUCGUAAACAGUUUUAUAAAUUAAAAUAUGAGGCCACACAUCGUAAUCAAAAUUAAAAAUUAAAAAUUAAAACAACGCGCCGUCCAAAAGCAAACCGUACUCCGUCGUGCUUAUCGUGAUAUAUAUAUACCUUGGCCAAUCUUACUAAUUUUCAUAGACACUCUUAACGAUUGUAUAACUCCCAAACCCAUGCCCAGGGCCUACUUCCCCUCUUUCGACUAAGGGAAAUAUAUCUGACUCUAAAGACACCGUCCCACCACCUUUCCCUAGAGAAUUCCUCGCAUGCGGCGAACGUGGUGAAAGCGGCGAAUGCGGAACAUGUCCUUGAGAAGAAAAUAUUUUAACAUUGCUGCUACUGAGUUUGUUCGUGCGUAUUUUCCUAGUUCCGCUGGACGAGGCACCGGUUCGGUCGCCGAACAUCGCUGGGAACAACUUGCGGAGGAGAGCACGGAUUGCCGGCAUACAUGCGCAGAGGAUGCUGGCAUGCCCUUCGAUAGUACUCCAGUAGCCG
Blastomyces dermatitidis ER-3 is the source of this 1487-nucleotide messenger RNA. RefSeq names its product 60S ribosomal protein L30. The coding region runs from base 258 to 587 and encodes 109 amino acids. The transcript has 4 exons. Gene Ontology annotation, cellular component: cytosolic large ribosomal subunit. Lineage: Eukaryota; Fungi; Ascomycota; Eurotiomycetes; Onygenales; Ajellomycetaceae. The record is from RefSeq and is a predicted model, not a curated record. Gene Ontology annotation, molecular function: structural constituent of ribosome; RNA binding.